AUGCGUGACGAUUGGCACGCAUUUGUACAAGUAAAAUGCGACGAGUUCAUCGACAUCUUCGUCGGCUCCAAAAGCUUUAUAAUUUUGGCUGUGGGACUGUCCGGUGCCCAGCACAAGCCAACUCCCGAGAACCAGGUGACAGGUAUCCUCUCUGCGGACCUGUGGUUUCACACGGACAGGGUCACCGCUCUCGAACACUUACUCAAGUCGGUCCUGCGGUACACUUUCAACCACUCAGCCUCCCUGCCCGCUGCAGCUCACUGUGUGUGCAACCGAGAGACCAGCAAGACCUCCCCGGGUUCCAGCCUCAACUCACAGUUUGAAUUUAGAAAGAAGCCCAAAUGGAUCAAGAUGAAUAUCACCCUUCAGCCUCUAGUGGCCUCCAAUGAGGGAAACAUCCGCAUGUCUGUGGCCUUUGUAUGUGAGGAAGGCAGGCUGCGGUCACAGGACAGUCCAUUCAACACGUCUCCUCUGGUCCCCCCAUCAGUGCCGCUGUACCUGAAUGACGGGAGUGCUCAGGCUUAUCACAGGUGCUUUUCUCUCCACUCUCAGAGGAGCCCUGCACAGAGGCCUGAGCAGGAGAGAGACCUGACUGUAUGCCCCGUGGGGACAGAGGCUACUGAGUGUGGCCCAGCUGCCUGCCCCUGUCUCCGACACCGCAGAGGGCAGGGAACUGUCGGGUCAAAAAUGCAGGAGGCCCUGGUUCCAGCUUCCCUAAAUUUGAGUGAAUACUUCAAACAGUUUCUGUUUCCUCCAAAUGAGUAUGAGUUCCAUGACUUUCGACUUAGCUUCAGUCAGCUCAAGUGGAACAACUGGAUUGUGGCCCCGCACCUAUGCAGUCCCCAAUUCUGUAAGGGGGACUGUCCCUGGGCCGUGGGGCAUCGCUAUGGCUCCCCGGUGCACACCCUAGUGCAGAACAUCAUCCACGUGAAGCUGGACUCCUCCGUGCACAGGCCGGUGUGUGUGCCUGCCAACUACAGCCCUGUGAGCGUGCUGACGAUUGAGCCUGAUGGCUCGCUUGACUAUAAAGAAUAUGAAGACAUCCUAGCCACCAAGUGCACUUGUUGCUAA
This is a messenger RNA of Echinops telfairi (small Madagascar hedgehog), 1071 nucleotides long. RefSeq names its product growth/differentiation factor 9-like. The record is from RefSeq and is a predicted model, not a curated record. Gene Ontology annotation, biological process: BMP signaling pathway; SMAD protein signal transduction. Gene Ontology annotation, cellular component: extracellular region. NCBI's taxonomy places the organism in Eukaryota, Metazoa, Chordata, Mammalia, Afrosoricida, Tenrecidae. Gene Ontology annotation, molecular function: cytokine activity; growth factor activity.